Neoarius graeffei (lesser salmon catfish) is the source of this 5774-nucleotide messenger RNA. Its product is annotated as NACHT, LRR and PYD domains-containing protein 12-like. NCBI's taxonomy places the organism in Eukaryota, Metazoa, Chordata, Actinopteri, Siluriformes, Ariidae. The transcript is spliced from 16 exons. Bases 254 to 3961 code for a protein of 1235 amino acids. Gene Ontology annotation, molecular function: protein binding. The record is from RefSeq and is a predicted model, not a curated record.
CAUCACUCGGAGUGAAUCAGUUUUCUGGAAGUGAAAGUGUUUCUCUUUCAGCCUCGGCGUCAUUUUGUUGCUGUUCGGAGAAAAUAAUAAAACUAAAGAAAAACUGCAACCCCAUGCAGAAGCGGUGAGAUGAAUGAAGCCCAGCAUGGAGUGCUGAGUAAAAGAGUGAAAUUAAUUCCAGCAGAAGAGAUCAGUGUCUGGAGGAAUCAGCAGUGAGUCCAUGAGCUGUGUGUCCAUACACUAAUAUUCAAAAAUGGAGAGCUGUGAUCUGGACACAGAUAAUGUGACCCCACCCUCAGAAAAGCGUGAACUCCAGAGAAAGAGAUCAGACUCUCCAGAACCCAGCUGGGUCUCCAUGAAGAGUGAUGUGUCUAUGGGUCCUCCUUUUAACUUUAAAACUGGAAACCCCUCACCUGUACACAGUGAACUGCAGAGAAAGAGAUCAGACUCUCCAGAACCCAGCUGUGUCUCCAUGAAGAGUGAUGCGUCUAUGGGUCCUCCUUUGAACUUUAAAAAUGGAAACCCCUCACCUGUACACAGUGAUUUACAGAAGGCAGGAGACAGAAGAGAAAAGAUCAUCACAGAUACAGGACACACCCCAGAAUCUCCUGCUGUAAAUGAAUUCCAGAAAAAGUUCAGAUUAAAUCUGAUGAAGAAGUUUCAGUGUUUAAAUGAAGUGAUAAUAAAGCAGGAAAACCGAGUGCUCCUGAAUGAGAUCUACACAGAGCUCCACAUCACAGAGGGAGACAGUGGAGACGUCAAUAAAGAACAUGAGGUGAGACAGAUUGAGGCAGCGUCCAGGAGAAAAACAACAGAGGAAACACCAAUCAAAUGUAACGACAUCUUUAAGCCCUUAUCUGAAGAAGACGAACCCAUCAGAACUGUAGUGACAAAGGGAGUGGCUGGUAUCGGAAAAACAGUCUCUGUGCAGAAGUUCAUUGUGGACUGGGCUAAAGGGAAAGCAAAUCAGGACGUCCCCCUCAUAUUUCCACUUCCUUUCAGAGAGCUGAAUCUGAUGAAGGACCAAAAACUGAGUCUGAUGGAGCUCCUUCGUGUCUGUUUUAAGGAAACAAAAGAAACAGAAAUGUCCAUGUUGGAAAAGGUUCUGUUCAUUUUUGAUGGAUUGGACGAGUGUCGUUUCCGUCUGGAUUUCCAGAACACAGUGAGAGUGUGUGAUGUAACUGAAUCCGCAUCAGUGCGUGUGCUGCUGAUAAACCUGAUCAAAGGUAAUCUGCUUCCCUCUGCUCUCAUCUGGAUCACCUCCCGACCAGCAGCAGCUGAUCAAAUCCCCUCUGAGUACGUCCAUCGAGUCACAGAGGUACGAGGGUUCAAUGACCCACAGAAGGAGGAGUACUUCAGGAAGAGGGUCAGUGAUCAGAGCCUGGCCAAGAAUAUCAUCACACACCUGAAGUCAUUAAGAAGCCUCUACAUCAUGUGCCACAUCCCAGUCUUCUGCUGGAUUUCAGCCGCUGUUCUAGAGAGAAUGUUGGGUGAAGCAGAGAGUGGAGAGAUCCCCAAGACUCUGACUCAAAUGUACACACACUUCCUCAUCAUUCAGACAAACGUCAUCAGAGAAAAAUACUCAAAGAAGCAGGAGAGUGAUGAAGAAAUGCUUCUCAACCUGGGAAAACUGGCUUUUGAGCAGCUGAAGAAAGGCAACCUGAUCUUCUAUGAGGAAGACCUGAGAGUGUGUGGCAUUGAUGUGACAGAAGCAGCAGUGUACUCAGGUGUGUGUACGCAGAUCUUCAGAGAGGAGGUUGGGCUUCACCAGAGUAAAGUGUACUGCUUUGUUCAUCUGAGCAUUCAGGAGCAUCUCGCAGCUCUGUAUGUGCAUCUGACCUUCAUGAACGAAAAGAGAAAUGUUCUUGAUCAGAGUCGGCCCUUUAAGACAAUUUCAGAUGUACACAGGCGUGCUGUAGAUCAGACCUUAUCCAGUCAGACUGGACAUCUGGAUCUGUUCCUCCGCUUUCUUCUGGGUCUCUCACUGAAGUCCAAUCAGAAACUCUUACAUGCCUUAGUAACACAGACAGGAAGUAGCUCCCAGAGCAAAAAGGAAACAGUUCGGUACAUGAAGGAGAAGAUCAGUCAAGAUCUUCCUGCAGAAAAAUCCAUCAAUCUGUUCCACUGUCUGAAUGAACUGGGUGACGAUUCUCUCGUGGAGGAAAUCCAACGCUACCUGAAAUCUGGAAAACGAAGGAAACUGUCUCCUUCACAGUGGUCUGCUCUGGCGUUUGUGUUACUGACUUCAGCACAGGAGCUGGAGGAGUUUGACCUGAGUAAAUAUACCAGUACAGAGAAGAUACCAGAUGAGGUUCUUGUGAAGGUGAUGCCUGUGAUUGCAGCAUCCAGAAAAGCCGUGAUCAGUUGUGAUAUGAUUAAAGGGAGAAGUGCUGAAGCUCUGGUCUCAGCGCUCAACUCAGAAACCUCCAGUCUGAGAGAACUGCAUCUGACUGUGAAGACACUGGAUCUGUCUCGGAAUAAACUAGAAGACUCAGGAGUGAAGCGUCUCUGUGCUGGACUGGAGAAUCCUCACUGUGAAGUGGAGACACUGUGGUUGCGGGGUUGUGGUGUCUCAGAUGAAGGCUGUGCUGCUCUGAGUUCAGCUCUGAGAUCAAACCCCUCACACCUGAGAGAACUGGAUCUGUCCUAUAAGAAUAAUCUGGGAGACUCAGGAGUGAAGCGUCUCUGUGCUGUACUGGAGAAUCCUCACUGUAAACUGGAGACACUGGGGUUGCGGUAUUGUGGUGUCUCAGAUGAAGGCUGUGCUGCUCUGAGUUCAGCUCUGAGAUCAAACCCCUCACACCUGAGAUACCUGGAUCUGUCCUAUAAUAAUCUGGGAGACUCAGGAGUGAAGCGUCUCUGUGCUGUACUGGAGAAUCCUCACUGUAAACUGGAGACACUGGGGUUGUGUGGUUGUGGUGUCUCAGAUGAAGGCUGUGCUGCUCUGAGUUCAGCUCUGAGAUCAAACCCCUCACACCUGAGACACCUGAAUCUGACUAAUAAUAAUCUGGGAGACUCAGGAGUGAAGCGUCUCUGUGCUGUACUGGAGAAUCCUCACUGUAAACUGGAGACACUGUGGUUGCAGUAUUGUGGUGUCUCAGAUGAAGGCUGUGCUGCUCUGAGUUCAGCUCUGAGAUCAAACCCCUCACACCUGAGAGACCUGGAUCUGUCUAAUAAUAAUCUGGGAGACUCAGGAGUGAAGCGUCUCUGUGCUGUACUGGAGAAUCCUCACUGUAAACUGGAGACACUGGGGUUGUGUGGUUGUGGUGUCUCAGAUGAAGGCUGUGCUGCUCUGAGUUCAGCUCUGAGAUCAAACCCCUCAAACCUGAGAGACCUGAUUCUGUCUCAUAAUAAUCUGGGAGACUCAGGAGUGAAGCGUCUCUGUGCUGGACUGGAGAAUCCUCACUGUAAACUGGAGACACUGGGGUUGGAUGGUUGUGGUGUCUCAGAUGAAGGCUGUGCUGCUCUGAGUUCAGCUCUGAGAUCAAACCCUUCAAACCUGAGAUACCUGGAUCUGCCCUUUAAUAGUCUGGGAGACUCAGGAGUGAAGCGUCUCUGUGCUGGACUGGAGAAUCCUCACUGUAAACUGGAGAAACUGAGGUUGUGUGGUUGUGGUGUCUCAGAUGAAGGCUGUGCUGCUCUGAGUUCAGCUCUGAGAUCAAACCCCUCACACCUGAGACAACUGGAUCUGUCUGAUAAUAAUCUGGGAGACUCAGGAGUGAAGCGUCUCUGUGCUGGACUGGAGAAUCCUCACUGUAAACUGGAGACACUGUGGUUGCGGUAUUGUGGUGUCUCAGAUGAAGGCUGUGCUGCUCUGAGUUCAGCUCUGAGAUCAAACCCCUCACACCUGAGAGAACUGAAUCUGAUUGGGAAUGAAAUAGGAGACUCAGGAGAGAAGCUGCUUUCUGCUCUUAAGGAUGAUAAACAUUACAAACUACAGACACUCAGUUUCAGUGUGUGAUGAACAUCUGUGUGUGUGAUGAAGACUCUGGUGUUCCUGCAUUUCCAUGUUGAGGAACAGACAACACAUUCAUAAACCCAUCAGUCAUUUAGUUCUAACAAAUGAAAGAGACUCGGAGACGUGGUUAGUGGAAGAGGGAGCUGAAAUGGACAGGAACAGUUUCAGGCCCCUGAGGAGACUCUCACUACAAGGCUUUUACUUCAGUAUACACUGCUUUCAGUAUUUUUGCAUAAUUCUAAUAGUGAAAUACACUUUGAAUAAAUAUAUAAUUAUAUAAUGUAAUGUAGAUAUUUUUGUUGUAUGAAGUUUAUGUAUUUAACAUGAAUUUUGUAGCUCAAUCCCUCCGAUUCUCUAUUCAGACCUAAAACUGAUUCCUCCACUGACUACUGCAGAAAGAAAAUGUUUCUCAUGAAGCAGAGAUGCUUUGGUGGGCUUUACUUCGCUUGCAGAUCAACAUCAUGCCUUGUGCUUUAGGGAUCGUAUAACUCUUUAGUCAUGAUAUAAGAAAUAAAACACUGUGGGUGAUGUGGUGUUGUAGUAAAAUAAUUAAUGACCGGGUGGUGUGAUGAAGCAGAGUUACUGCUAUACACUGAUUGCUGAUUAUUUUCUUAUAACCGCACAUCCCAAAGUGGUUUUUGUUGUUGUUGUUCUACCACUACAGUUUAUUAUUCAUAAUUUUGUUUUAAAGAAUGACAUUUUUAUCUGUUUAAACUUGUUUUUCCCUUUAUUGACUUUUGGUAUAAUCUGCAUUACAAAAUAAUUGCACUUGUAAAUUAUACGUUAGGUUAAGUAACAUGAAGGACAAUGAGACAACAGUAUACAGUACAACAAAUGUGACGGAACAAAAGAAAACAACAAAAAUUCAUAGUAUGACUAAGUUUUCACAGGUCAACCUGUGAAAAAACAUUUACUGCGUUUGAAAUGAGUUAUGUGAUGUAACUGAGAAGUGGAUAGUUACCGUAUUCUUUCGAUUACGUUCAUUAUGUCUUAUAUUAAAUAUAGUUAGUUUUUGUUUUUUUCUUUUUUUAUCAGACAUCUAAUUUUUGGGUUUGUUUACCUGACAUGUUUCGACGUACAACUUCCGUCUUCCUCAGAGUAGGGAAAAUCACAUUAUGGACUGGGGGAAUGCCAGAGUCAUCCGCACAGAAGAUAACAAACAUCAGCGCUGGAUCAGGGAGGCCAUGGAGAUCCGUAAGCGAAGCCCGAGGACCAUCAACCGGGAUGAGGGAGCAUACAUGCUCUCCCAUACCUGGAGUGACAUCUUGCAGGGGACGAACACAGGGGCGCAGAUACGUUUUUUGAACUGGGGGGGACAAAGCUGCCAGCAAACCAACCCCACCCCCAACAUGUGUUGUGCGAGGAAUAUACUCUGAUGCCCUUAAAACUGCCUUCUGAGCACUGUAUCUACAGGCUACCACCGAAAGAAGGAGGCUACCAGAAAGGCAUCUCUACUCUGUAUGAUUUUACUUUCACUACGACAUUACUUUGAACAGACUAUCAAAAAAUUGCAAGGUGAUAUGAUAAAGUAAGGCACAGUUUACUUACAGUCGUUGUUUUUGAAAAAACGAUGCAAUCGUUUUCUGCCUUUUCGGUUUGGCACCCUUCAUCAUGCCGUGCUGGGGUCCUGAACUAGGAGCUGUCCCCGAUAUGCCUGUCAAACUUGUUGUAGGUAACCAUAGCAACCAAGCUCGAGCUCGCAACCUGUGCAGUCUGCGCAGCUCAACCAACCGAAUAUCAGUCUUUGUUUUGUUUUAUGUGAGUUGUUGCAACUAUGUAUGUACUGCUGUGCACCUCAAUAAACCGAAUGGUAAUU